GCACGCGACCGCCAGGGCGGCUCCGGGGGCGGGGCCUCAGGAUCGGGGUUUCCCUCUUCCGGGGCGGGGGAAAUCCCCAGGAGCGCGCCUGUGAUGACGCAGGGCGCUCGCGCAGCCGCCGCCUGUGAGACCGGACGGCAGCCGCUGCGGCCAUGGGCAAGAACAAAGCCAAAGGGUCAAAGCCGAAGAGCGUCUUCCACGUGGCCAACACCAGAUCCCUGAAGGCCAAGAAUAAAGCUAAACCGGUCACAACAAGUCUGAAGAAGAUAAACAUUGUGAAUGAUGAAAAAGUUAGAACGGUAAAUAAAGCAUUUACUGAAGUACAGAAAGAAGUCAAACAACUAUCAAAAGGCAUUUCAUCAAAAUCUCAAAAGAGGCCUCGGGUUUCCAAGCACCUGGAAGGUGAACCAGCUGAUGUGGAUGCAGCUGCAAGCUUAUUAUCUCAGUUGUAAUGCAUAAUGAAAUAUCUAUGAAUUUCAAAAGCAAAAUUUACUGG
Messenger RNA from Mauremys mutica (yellowpond turtle), 496 nucleotides. RefSeq names its product ribosomal biogenesis factor (gene RBIS). Gene Ontology annotation, cellular component: nucleolus. Gene Ontology annotation, biological process: ribosome biogenesis. Bases 153 to 452 code for a protein of 99 amino acids. The record is from RefSeq and is a predicted model, not a curated record. The transcript has 4 exons. NCBI's taxonomy places the organism in Eukaryota, Metazoa, Chordata, Testudines, Geoemydidae.